AUGGCAACUUGUGAAAGCGGGCCUAUGUUCUUGAAGGGAAUUAAUUGUGACGGAGAGUACAAGGACAAACAUUGUAUUGCCAACUUUCUUAUCGACGCCAUUAAGGAAAUUGGUUAUCAAAAUGUGGUUCAAGUAAUCACUGACAAUGCACCAGUUUGUAGAGCUGCUGGAUUACUUGUUGAGGCUAGAUAUCCCAAUAUCUUUUGGACACCAUGUGUGGUUCACACUCUUAAUCUUGCUUUGAAGAGCAUAUGUUCACCAAAACCAAAUGACGAUUGGUAUGAUAAAUGUAGUUGGAUUUCAGAGAUUGCUGCUGAUGUUGGGUUCAUAAAAAUUUUUAUUGUGAACCAUAAUAUGAGAUUGACUAUGUAUAAGGACCACUGCAAAUUGAAGCUGCUCUUCAUUACUGAAACAAGGUUUGCGUCUACACUUGUGAUGAUUAGAAGAUUUAAGGAAGUAAAGGAAGGUCUAGAACAAAUGGUGAUUAGUCCAAAUUGGUCUUUAUAUAAAGAGGAUGAUGUUAGCAAAGCAAGAAGAGUGAAGGAACAGAUAUUGGAUGAAUACUUUUGGGAUGAGAUUGAUUAUAUACUUUCCUUUAUAGCUUCUAUAUAUGAGAUGAUUAGGACGGCUGACACAGACAAACCUUCUCUUCAUUUGGUUUAUGAGUGGUGGGAUACCAUGAUAGAGAAGGUGAAGGCAGCUAUCUAUAGGAAAGAGCACAAGCAACUGCAUGAAGAAAGCGACUUUUUUGAUGUGGAUCCUAGUCGUGUUGCUCCACACCAAGAUGCCGAGAUUACAAGGGAAAGAAAAAAAUGUCUUGAGAAAUACUUUUCAGAUGACCGGGCUAGAAGAGAUAUCAAUGUGGAGUAUGCCUCUUUUUCAAUGUGCUUAGAUGACUUUGGAGCUAUUGAUGCUAUAAAUGAUAGGUUUCACAUGGAACCAAUGGUGUGGUGGAUUGUUCAUGGAUCUUCAACACCAAAUCUCCAAUCCAUAGCUUUGAAGCUACUUGGACAACCUUGUUCCUCCUCGUGUUGUGAAAGAAAUUGGAGUACAUAUAGUUUCAUUCACUCUUUAAGAAGAAAUAAGUUAACACCCCAAAGAGCUGAAGACUUGGUAUUUAUGCAUAGUAAUCUUCGUCUUUUAUCAAGGAAGAGCCCAAGCUACAAAGAAGGUGUUACUAAAAUGUGGGAUAUUGGAGGAGAUGGAUUUGAUAACUUGGGUGAAGAAGGUGUUGGGAUGCUUGAAAUUGCUAACCUUUCUCUAGAUGAACCAUCAUUGGAGGUUGCUUUAUUUACCGGAGAAGACAUUACAAAUAUUGUAGUUGAUUGA
Messenger RNA from Prunus persica (peach), 1329 nucleotides. RefSeq lists its product as uncharacterized. NCBI's taxonomy places the organism in Eukaryota, Viridiplantae, Streptophyta, Magnoliopsida, Rosales, Rosaceae. The record is from RefSeq and is a predicted model, not a curated record. The transcript is spliced from 2 exons. The coding region runs from base 1 to 1329 and encodes 442 amino acids. Gene Ontology annotation, molecular function: protein dimerization activity.